This is a messenger RNA of Babesia ovata, 1092 nucleotides long. RefSeq lists its product as uncharacterized. The transcript has a single exon. The coding region runs from base 1 to 1092 and encodes 363 amino acids. The record is from RefSeq and is a predicted model, not a curated record. NCBI's taxonomy places the organism in Eukaryota, Apicomplexa, Aconoidasida, Piroplasmida, Babesiidae.
AUGGGGAAAAACCUUCAUAUACAGCAGGAUACGGUGCUGAGCCUAACCUAUCCGGAGCGCGCGGAUUUCAGUACGCAAGGGCACCCUUAUUCUUCGGACUCGUUCUUUCAGGAAGCCAACAAUGGAUGGUCCCCUUCUAAUCUUGUGAAUGAGAUCGUAUAUAAACGUCUCAACGAGAAAUCUAAAUGCAAGCUUGUGUACAUGACUGCAGUGAUUCAUCCUCAGUAUUGCUUGCAGAUUAUUAAGAACGUUGUUUGGCGUGCAGGAUACGAGUGUGAGCGCGACCUUUUAUUGAGAUAUUGUCUGGGAUCUACAUUUUGUUCGCGAGGUGCCCAGGCCUUCGUUUCAAAAUUGAAGGAAGAGAGGAUAAGCGACACUUACCUCAUGAAGGCCGCUCAACUCAUAACGCAGGACAAAGCGGUUAGAUCUACCCACGAGUCAGUGGGCAUUUUGCGUGGUGUGCCCAUAGUGUCCGGUUUGAUUAAAAGGCAUAUAGAUUCAGGAAGGAAGGUGAUGCCCAUUCGGACUGCCAGAGUUAUAUUCAAGCGAAUACGUAGCCACGCAGCGUUGCAACCUCAAGACAUGAUUCUUUGGGACGUCCUCCGUGAAACUAUAGCCAGAAGGAUACCUAAUGCGGCGCCAUAUAUGCUUAAACAGGUUAGGAUGGAAAUUUUUGCUAACGACACAUUCACGAAUCCCACGUUAUAUUAUUGUCUUAAAAAUCGAGGUGUUGACACGAGCAAAAUGGGCGAAUUGCUGAAUGCAAAAGCAAGCACCAUAUAUGAUACGGACUAUGCCACCAGACGUAGCAUUGCAAAUAAGAUACGCAUUCAGCUUAGGCAUGCAUGGCUAGAUCUAUCCGAUUCGGAUAGAAAGGAGAUGGAACGCCAGGGUUUAAACAUCAUUGAUGCCAUGGUGGCAACAGCUGGUUACAUAAGCCUGAAUAACUUGCUUGUGCUCGUUACAAUGCUUUCAAAGGAAUCGCUUGACCAACGCGCAAUAUGCUGCCAGCCUGGGCACGAUUUCGGACCUUUAGGAAGAUUGACGAUUAGAGAUUUCAAGUACAGAAAAUUGGACAAUCUAAUUCCAUAG